Messenger RNA from Carassius auratus (goldfish), 2886 nucleotides. Its product is annotated as cell division cycle 5-like protein. Gene Ontology annotation, biological process: mRNA splicing, via spliceosome; regulation of transcription by RNA polymerase II. The record is from RefSeq and is a predicted model, not a curated record. Gene Ontology annotation, cellular component: spliceosomal complex; Prp19 complex. Lineage: Eukaryota; Metazoa; Chordata; Actinopteri; Cypriniformes; Cyprinidae. Gene Ontology annotation, molecular function: DNA-binding transcription factor activity, RNA polymerase II-specific; RNA polymerase II transcription regulatory region sequence-specific DNA binding.
UCCCACAGUUCCGUGCGCUCGCAGCCAUUCUUGUUUCCUUAUCCGCAGUUGAACGUGCGGCGGCUAAAAACGUUUAUUUAUCGUAUUUCAUUUUAAUUUCACGUGUUUGAGAUUCCAGAAGAAGAGUAACGUGUGAAGACUUCAAAUCGCCAAAAUGCCGCGGAUUAUGAUCAAAGGAGGCGUGUGGCGCAACACUGAGGAUGAGAUUCUCAAAGCUGCUGUAAUGAAAUAUGGCAAAAAUCAGUGGUCUCGAAUCGCGUCCCUGCUACACCGCAAAUCAGCCAAGCAGUGCAAAGCCAGAUGGUACGAGUGGCUGGACCCCAGCAUCAAGAAAACAGAAUGGUCUCGUGAGGAAGAGGAGAAACUUCUUCACUUGGCCAAACUGAUGCCCACUCAGUGGAGAACCAUCGCCCCCAUCAUCGGACGAACAGCCGCUCAGUGUCUGGAGCAUUACGAGUAUCUGCUAGAUAAAGCCGCCCAGAGAGAGAAUGAAGACGAUGUGGGCGAUGACCCUCGCAAGCUAAAACCAGGAGAGAUCGACCCAAACCCUGAGACCAAACCAGCCAGACCUGACCCCGUGGACAUGGAUGAAGAUGAGCUGGAGAUGCUGUCGGAAGCCAGAGCCCGAUUGGCCAACACGCAAGGCAAGAAGGCGAAGCGGAAAGCCAGAGAGAAACAGCUGGAGGAAGCGCGUCGUCUGGCAGCGCUUCAGAAGCGCAGGGAGCUGCGAGCGGCAGGCAUCGCCAUCCAGAAGAAGCGCAAGAAGAAGAGAGGGGUGGACUAUAAUGCUGAGAUCCCGUUUGAGAAGAAACCCGCGCAGGGCUUCUACGAUACGUCCAUGGAGCUGUAUGAUCCUCUGGAACCGAACUUCAAGCGACUGCGCCAGCAGCAUCUGGACGGAGAGCUCAGGAAUGAGAAGGAGGAUCAUGAACGAAAGAAGGACAGACAGAAGAUCAAGAAGAAGAAGGAGUCUGAUCUGCCUUCGGCCAUCCUGCAGACCAGUGGAGUGUCCGAGUUCACCAAGAAGAGAAGCAAACUGGUGCUCCCUGCUCCACAGAUCUCUGACGCUGAGCUGGAGGAGGUGGUCAAACUGGGUCAGGCCAGUGAAGUCGCCCGUCAGACCGCCGAGGAGUCAGGAAUCACCAACUCGGCCUCUAGCGCUCUUCUGUCCGAAUACAACGUGACCAAUAACGCCAUGGCCCUGCGCACGCCCAAAACCCCAGCGGCACAGGACAAGAUCCUGCAGGAAGCCCAGAACCUGAUGGCACUCACAAACGUGGACACGCCUCUUAAGGGAGGGUUGAACACCCCUCUGCAUGAGAGCGACUUCUCUGGUGUGACCCCACAGAGACAGGUGGUCCAGACGCCCAACACCGUGCUGUCUACACCCUUCAGAACGCCCAGUCACGGAGCCGAGGGCAUGACCCACAGUGGGAUGACCCCUAAACCCUCGGUGGGGGUGACCCCGGGCAGGACCCCGCUGCGGGACAAGCUCAACAUCAACACAGAGGAGGGCGGCAUGGACUACAGCGACCCGUCAUUUGCCAAACACUUGCAAAGGGAGUCCCGCGAGCAGCUCCGACAGGGCUUGAUGUCUCUUCCAUUGCCCAAAAACGACUUCGAGAUCGUGCUCCCCGAAAACGCUGAGAAGGAGCUGGAGGAAGCCGAGGUGGACGAGAGUUUCGUGGAGGAUGCGGCCGAGAUAGAGCUGCGCAAACAGGCCGCCAGAGACGCAGAGAGGGAGAAGGAGCUGCGGCAGAGACACACAGCCGUUCAGAGAGAUUUACCACGACCUUCAGAGGUGAACGAGACGAUCCUCCGUCCUCACACUGUGGAGCCGCCGCUGACAGACCUGCAGCAGGCCGAAGAAGUCAUCAAGAAAGAAAUGAUCACCAUGAUCCACUUCGACUGUCUGCAUCACCCCUUCAGCGACGCUCAGGCCAAGAAGAGCAAAGGAGUGGGAUCCAGCUCCAGCCACGCCGAGCACAUCUCUUACCUGGAGAAGACCCCCUACGAGAAGGUCUCGGAGGAAGAGCUCAAAAAGGCCGGAGAGCUGCUGGCUCAGGAGAUGGAGGUGGUGAAGCAUGGGAUGGGUCACGGGGAUCUGUCUAUGGAGGCGUAUAACCAGGUUUGGGAGGAGUGUUACAGUCAGGUCCUGUACCUGCCCGGACAGAGCCGCUACACUCGAGCCAAUCUGGCCAGCAAGAAGGACAGGAUCGAGUCGAUGGAGAAGAAACUGGAGAUCAACAGAGGUCACAUGACCACCGAGGCCAAGCGCGCGGCGAAGAUGGAGAAGAAGAUGAAGAUUCUGCUGGGGGGCUAUCAGUCGAGGGCCAUGGGUCUGCUCAAACAGCUCAGUGAACUCUGGGAUCAGGUGGAGCAGGCCAACGUGGAGCUCCACACCUUCCAGGAGCUGAAGAAACAGGAAGACCUCGCCAUUCCACGCAGACAGGAGGCCCUGAGAGAGGACGUCCAGAGACAGCAGGAGCGAGAGAAAGAGCUUCAGCAGAGGUUCGCAGACCUGCUCCUGGAGAAACAGACGCUCUCGCAGAAGAUCUGAACGUGACGUCUAUCCCAAACAUCUCAGCUCGUCCUGUAGUGCUGUGCAUGUGCUUUACUGUCUGCAUCGCUGUGUUUCUGCAUCAGCUUCUCAAUCUUCACAAGCACCGCCGGGAUUUCAUUCACACAAUUUUAGUUUUUAAUGUUUUUCAUAUUGAUCUUGUAAGUGUAAAUAUCGUCUGUUUUGCAGUAUGGAUUUUCCCAUGUCAAGCCAUUUUUAGGUUUGUGUUGAAUAUACGAGAAGCUCUUUUUCAAGUGUGAAUUGAAAUAAUGACUUGCUCUGAAAAUGUACAUCAUUUAUGAAAUAAAUCAUCAGCGCGGAGUUAA